This is a messenger RNA of Phasianus colchicus (ring-necked pheasant), 1596 nucleotides long. The record is from RefSeq and is a predicted model, not a curated record. NCBI's taxonomy places the organism in Eukaryota, Metazoa, Chordata, Aves, Galliformes, Phasianidae.
AUGACGGUGGACUAUAGAGAGUUAAAUAAGGUCAUGCCUCCUAUUCAUGCAGCCGUACCCACUAUUGCCUCCCUCAUGGACAUAUUGAGUAGAGAGAUAAAAGCUUACCAUUGUGUCCUGGAUUUGGCAAAUGUGUUCUUCAGUAUUCCAAUUGCUGAAGAGUUGCAAGUUCAGCUUGCAUUUACAUGGGGAAGCAGGCAGUGGACCUUUCAGGUCCUGCCACAAGGAUGGGAAGGUAAAUGGGAUGAAGCAGCUUAUGCAGCAUAUCCAUUGGAAUUCCUGGAUAUGUUGAGAGAUACCAUGAGAAAACAUACCCCCUUAGAUCCAGAGUCAGAGGUUGGUAUUCAGCAAUUAGUGUCAUUAUUCAUAGGGCAGUCAGCAGGGGAUAUAAGACGGAAAUUACAAAAGUUAAAGAGACCUGAAGCACGAAACUUGGAAAGUUUGCUAGAGGAGGCAUGGAAAGUGUUCAGUAACCGAGAGAAGGAGGAAAGAAAGAAAGGAGGAUGGCAGGACUUAUUGGAACAAUUGGAAGCAGAAGUAAAGUUUGAAGUAAAGGAAGAGCCUAUGAUAGAACUACUCAAUUUGGCCUUAAUAACUACCUCAGCAAGUACAGGGAUUCCAGAAGAAACCCCAAGAAUUAAACAAUAUCCCCUGAGGACAGAAGAUAGUGAGGGGAUACAACCAAUAAUUGACCAAUUCAUGAAACACAGUUUGCUGAUAGAAUGUGAAUCAAAAUAUAAUGCGCCAAUAUUACCAGUAAAAAAGCCUGACAGCGGUUACUGGGUGAUACAAGAUCUGAGGGCAAUUAACAAAAUAGUUGAGGAUUUGUAUCCUUUAGUAGUCAACCCGUAUACCUUGCUCACCAAAUUAUCCAAUGAACUAAUAUGGUUCACUGUUCUGGAUUUAAAGGAUGCCUUUUUCUGCUUGUCACUGGCCACAGAAAGCCAGCUAUUAUUUGCCAUUUAUUUCCCAUUUGUUUUCAAAUGGGAAAACCCCAGACAGGGUGAAUCACAGCUUACCUGGACUGUACUCUCACAAGGAUUUAAGAAUAGUCCCAUGAUAUUUGGGAACAAAUUAGUCAAAGACCUGGAGGAGUGGGAGCAUCCAUCUGAUGAAGGGGUACUAUUGCUGUAUGUGGAUGAUUUCUUAUAGCUACAGAAACAAAGGAAGAGUGUCUGAAGUGGACAGUUAGUUUACUAAAUUUUUCUUGGGCUUAACAGGUAUCAAGUCUCUCCACAGAAAGCACAAGUUGCUCAACAGCAAGUGACAUAUUUGGGGUAUGAGAUCGCUGCGAGGGACAUGAACGCUGGGAACUGCUUGAAAAGAGGCAGUUUGCCAAACCCCUGAGCCACACACACUCAAGGAGCUUUGAACGUUCCUUGGGAUGAUGGGAUGGUGCUGUUUAUGGAUACCUAAUUACAGAAUGAUUGUAAAACAGCUCCACAUGAUGUUAAAAUCCUGCUCAAAGGACUUAACUUUGGAUAAGGAGGCUAAAUGGGCAUUCUGGCAGUUGAAAAAGGAGUUGAUGAAAGCCCCAGCCUUGGGACUUCCAGAUGCCACUAAGCCCUUUCUACUGUUCUCCUAUGGAAAAACAGG